AAGGUGCAGGAGAGCUCCCAGCAGCCCUGCAGAUCAGAUCCCAGUGCUCAGCCAUGAUGAGGCGAGGCUUCCAAGCGGCAGCCACACUCAGCCGCCUCAGAGCCCUUCCUGGUGCGCCCUGCAUCCUGCCCAGACUCAACCCCGCCGCGGCGUUUGGAUCCUCCAUGGACUCCCGGAUCUCAAGAUUCUGCCCAGAGAAGACAGACUUUAAGGAUUAUGCCCUUCCCAAUGCCAGCUGGUGUCCCGACAUGCUGAGCCUGUACCAGGAAUUUCUGGAGAAGACCAAGACGGAUGGCUGGAUCAAACUGCCCUCCUUCGAGUCCAACAGAGAGCACAUCCAGGGGCUCAAACUCCCAACCGGAUUAGCAGUUACCCCGGACAAAAGUGACUGCCGCAUCAUCACCAGGAGCAUCCAAGAGGAAGGACAAGGCUACGAACAUGUCAUCUUUUUUAACCCGUCCGAGAAGAAGUCCGUCUGUCUUUUCCAGCCAGGCCCCUACUUGGAGGGACCCCCAGGGUUUGCCCACGGAGGGUCCCUGGCCACCAUGAUGGACGAGACCUUUUCUAAAACUGCCUACCUGGCUGGAGAGGGGCUGUUAACACUAAGCCUCAGCAUCAGGUUCAAAAACUUGAUCCCCGUGGGCUCACUGGCUGUACUAAACGUCAACGUGGACAAGAUUGAGGACCAGAAGCUUUACAUGUCCUGCAUCACCCAGACCAGAGACCAGCAGACCGUCUACGCCAAGUCCUCAGGUGUUUUCCUUCAGCUGCAGCUGGAACAGGAGUAACAGGAGAGCCUACCUCUGGCUGUUCUGCCUGCUUGGGGCCCCCCCACAGGGCAGGGAGGGCUCCCCAUGGAAUCCACUGAUGAGGUGAAGGAGGGGGCACUUUCCUCUGAGCAAAUAAAGUCUCUCGGCCCCAUUUCAGCUCAAGACCCUUCUUGUGGUUGGAAAUCAAAAUCCUUCCAGGGCCUCCCCCACACCCAACUUCCCGUCAACACCCACGGAAGAGGUUUACGGAGCCCCUGCCAAGUACCAGGUGCUACAGGAGGCACCUGGCACACAGCAAUGAAAAGACAGGACCCCUGGCCUUGAGAUGCACCACCUCGGGCCAGGAGCUGAAUACACAGAGUGGGGGUGGCGCUGAGGGAAAGAGAAGGGGGCAGGGACAAAGGCAGGCCACAGAGGCUCCAUAAACCCUGCUGGGAGCCUGAACUCUGUCUGGUAGGCAACAGGAUGCCUUAACAGGGUUUGGGCCAUAACCAAAUCCC
This is a messenger RNA of Eptesicus fuscus (big brown bat), 1270 nucleotides long. It is a transcript of the gene THEM5, whose product is annotated as thioesterase superfamily member 5. Gene Ontology annotation, cellular component: mitochondrial matrix. Gene Ontology annotation, biological process: long-chain fatty-acyl-CoA metabolic process; cardiolipin acyl-chain remodeling. The coding region runs from base 54 to 788 and encodes 244 amino acids. The transcript has 6 exons. The record is from RefSeq and is a predicted model, not a curated record. NCBI's taxonomy places the organism in Eukaryota, Metazoa, Chordata, Mammalia, Chiroptera, Vespertilionidae.